UCCUUUCCAGUUUCAACUCAUAAUAAUCUAGUGUUCCCUUUCGAGGGAUUUUUCCCCCUUUUUUUCUUUUUUUUUUCUUUUGAUUUUUUUUGAAUUUUUUUCUUUUUUGGGUUUAAUUUGGUUUAGUUUCCUUUUUUGUCCUCAUCCUCAUCUUCUUUUUCGAUUUCUCCAGAAAUCCUAACCCUAUAGAUUUUCUCAGAAUCUUCAAAAUUUUAACUAAACUGAAAGAAGAUGCAGCAGCAAAGGCUAAAGCAGCAGCAUGCUCUGAUGCAACAGGCUUUGUACCACAAUCCCAGUCUCAUGAGUGGUCCUCAGAUAGAACCUAUCUUGAGUGGGAAUCUUCCUCCUGGCUUUGAUGCAGCUACUUGCCGCAGCGUAUACGUGGGAAAUAUUCACCCCCAGGUCACGGAACCCCUUCUGCAAGAAGUCUUUCUGAGUACUGGUCCCAUUGAAGGAUGCAAACUUAUUAAAAAAGAUAAGUCAUCGUAUGGUUUUGUGGACUACUUUGAUCGCAGAUCAGCUGCCCUUGCUAUUGUUACUCUAAACGGAAGGCAUCUAUUUGGGCAACCUAUUAAAGUUAAUUGGGCAUAUGCUAGCAGUCAGAGGGAGGAUACAUCAGGUCAUCACAACAUUUUUGUUGGUGAUCUCAGCCCUGAAGUUACAGAUGCUACUUUGUUUGCAUGCUUUUCUGUGUACUCUAGUUGUUCGGAUGCUAGGGUUAUGUGGGAUCAAAAAACUGGCCGCUCGAGAGGUUUUGGUUUUGUUUCUUUCAGGAACCAGCAGGAAGCCCAGAGUGCAAUUAAUGACUUAAAUGGGAAGUGGCUUGGAAGUAGACAGAUCCGUUGUAACUGGGCUGCAAAAGGUGCCACUUCCAACGAUGACAAAUCUGGUUCGGAUGCCAAAGGCGUUGUAGAGCUGACAAAUGGAACCUCUGAAGAAGGUCAAGAGAAGACUAAUGAUGAUGCUCCAGAGAACAAUCCUCAGUAUACCACGGUUUAUGUGGGCAAUCUUGCCCCAGAGGUUACAUCAGUUGAUCUCCACAGGCUUUUCCAUACCCUUGGAGCAGGAACUAUUGAAGAUGUUCGCGUGCAACGAGAUAAAGGUUUUGGUUUUGUGAGAUACAGUUUGCAUACUGAAGCAGCUUUAGCUAUACAGAUGGGAAAUGCUAGAAUUCUAUGCGGUAAACCAAUUAAGUGUUCAUGGGGUAGCAAGCCUACUGCACCAGGAACAAGCUCUGCCCCUUUGCCUCCACCGGCUGCUGCACAUAUGCCUGGUUUUUCAGCUGCCGACCUGGCUGCCUAUGAACGACAUAUGGCAAUGAGUAAAUAUGGCGGUGCACAGGUAAUGGGUAUGAUGCAUCCACAGGGUCAGCACGCCCUUAAGCAAGUGGCCAUGGGAAUGGGUGCGGCUGCAGCUGGUCAAGCAAUCUAUGAUGGUGGAUACCAAAACGUUGCAACAACUCAGCAGCUUAUGUACUAUCAGUAAAUGGCGAGAUCCUGAUCUAUUUUGGCUUCUCGUAUUUGGAGAACUGCUAGGAUGCUUCUGUUGUUUCCAUUUUUCUCUUAGUUUACCCCCUUUUUUUGGUUAAGAUUGCUGAAUACCUUCAACUUGUAUGUGGACUAAAUCCAUUCCUUUGCUAACUAAUGUCUUUUGUGAUCAUUAUCAUAUAUGAGAUAGCUUCAUAUUUCUACCUCUA
Gossypium raimondii (Peruvian cotton) is the source of this 1696-nucleotide messenger RNA. Its product is annotated as oligouridylate-binding protein 1. The coding region runs from base 232 to 1485 and encodes 417 amino acids. Gene Ontology annotation, molecular function: mRNA binding. NCBI's taxonomy places the organism in Eukaryota, Viridiplantae, Streptophyta, Magnoliopsida, Malvales, Malvaceae. The record is from RefSeq and is a predicted model, not a curated record. Gene Ontology annotation, cellular component: cytosol. The transcript is spliced from 12 exons.